Molecule: messenger RNA, 2745 nt
Organism: Oncorhynchus keta (chum salmon)
Lineage: Eukaryota; Metazoa; Chordata; Actinopteri; Salmoniformes; Salmonidae
Exons: 12
Coding region: 1-2667 (888 amino acids)
Source: RefSeq, a predicted model, not a curated record
AUGAGGGUCGGGCCAUCUGUUCAAGGCCGGCCGCUUCUGCAGAGGUAUGGCUGGCAGUUGCUUCAGCUGAGGCGCGGGGGCCGAUGGCCGCUUCUGCAGAGGUAUGUUUGGCAGUUGCUUCAGCUGAGGCGCGGGGACCGGCGGCCGCUUCUGCAGAGGUAUGUUUGGCAGUUGCUUCAGCUGAGGCGCGGGGACCAGCCGCUUCUGCAGAGGUAUGUUUGGCAGUUGCUUCAGCUGAGGCGCGGGGGCCGGCGGCCGCUUCUGCAGAGGUAUGGCUGGCAGUUGCUUCAGCUGAGGCGCGGGGGCCGGCGGCCGCUACUGCAGAGGUAUGUUUGGCAGUUGCUUCAGCUGAGACGCCAACGGUCGCUUCUGCAGAGGUAUGUUUGGCAGUUGCUUCAGCUGAGGCGCGGGGGCCGACGGCCGCUUCUGCAGAGGUAUGUUUGGCGGUUGCUUGAGCUGAGGCGCGGGGACCAGCGGCCGCUUCUGCAGAGGUAUGGCUGGCAGUUGCUCCAGCUGAGGCGCGGGGGCCAGCCGCUUCUGCAGAGGUAUGGCUGGCAGUUGCUUCAGCAGAGGCGCGGGGGCCGGCGGCCGCUUCUGCAGAGGUAUGGCUGGCAGUUGCUUCUGCUGAGGCACGGGGGCCAGCCGCUUCUGCUGAGGCACUGGGGCCAGCCGCUUCUGCUGAGGCACUGGGGCCAGCCGCUUCUGCUGAGGCACUGGGGCCAGCCGCUUCUGCUGAGGCACUGGGGCCAGCCGCUUCUGCUGAGGCACUGGGGCCAGCCGCUUCUGCUGAGGCACGGGGGCCAGCCGCUUCUGCUGAGGCACGGGGGCCAGCCGCUUCUGCUGAGGUAUGGCUGGCAGUUGCUUCUGCUGAGGCACGGGGGCCAGCCGCUUCUGCUGAGGUAUGGCUGGCAGUUGCUUCAGCAGAGGCGCGGGGGCCAGCCGCUUCUGCAGAGGUAUGUUUGGCAGUUGCUUCAGCUGAGGCGCGGGGGCCGACGGCCGCUUCUGCAGAGGUAUGUUUGGCGGUUGCUUGAGCUGAGGCGCGGGGACCAGCGGCCGCUUCUGCAGAGGUAUGGCUGGCAGUUGCUCCAGCUGAGGCGCGGGGGCCAGCCGCUUCUGCAGAGGUAUGGCUGGCAGUUGCUCCAGCUGAGGCGCGGGGGCCAGCCGCUUCUGCAGAGGUAUGUUUGGCAGUUGCUUCAGCUGAGGCGCGGGGGCAGAUGGCCGCUUCUGCAGAGGUAUGUUUGGCAGUUGCUUCAGCUGAGGCGCGGGGGCCGACGGCCGCUUCUGCAGAGGUAUGUUUGGCGGUUGCUUGAGCUGAGGCGCGGGGACCAGCGGCCGCUUCUGCAGAGGUAUGGCUGGCAGUUGCUCCAGCUGAGGCGCGGGGGCCAGCCGCUUCUGCAGAGGUAUGGCUGGCAGUUGCUCCAGCUGAGGCGCGGGGGCCAGCCGCUUCUGCAGAGGUAUGUUUGGCAGUUGCUUCAGCUGAAGCGCGGGCGGCCGCUUCUGCAGAGGCACGGCUGGCAGUUGCUUCUGCUGAGGCACGGGGGCCAGCCGCUUCUGCUGAGGUAUGGCUGGCAGUUGCUUCAGCAGAGGCACGGGGGCCUGCGGCCGCUUCUGCAGAGGUACGGUUGGCAGUUGCUUCUGCCGAGGCGCGGGCCGCUUCUGCAGAGGCACGGUUGGCAGUUGCUUCUGCCGAGGCGCGGGCCGCUUCUGACGAGACAUGGUUGGCAGAUGCUUCAGCUGAGGCGCGGGGGCCGGCCGCUUCUGCAGAGACAUGGUUGGCAGUUGCUUCAGCUGAGGCGCGGGGGCCGGCCGCUUCUGCAGAGGUACGGUUGGCAGUUGCUUCUGCCGAGGCGCGGGCCGCUUCUGCAGAGGCACGGUUGGCAGUUGCUUCAGCUGAGGCGCGGGGGCCGGCCGCUUCUGCAGAGUUAUGGUUGGCAGUUGCUUCAGCUGAGGCGCGGGCCGCUUCGGACGAGACAUGGUUGGCAGUUGCUUCAGCUGAGGCGCGGGGGCCGGCCGCUUCUGACGAGACAUGGUUGGCAGUUGCUUCAGCUGAGGCGCGGGCCGCUUCUGCAGAGGUACGGUUGGCAGUUGCUUCAGCUGAGGCGCGGGGGCCGGCCGCUUCUGCAGAGGCACGGUUGGCAGUUGCUUCUGCCGAGGCGCGGGCCGCUUCGGACGAGACAUGGUUGGCAGUUGCUUCAGCUGAGGCGCGGGGGCCGGCCGCUUCUGCAGAGGUAUGGUUGGCAGUUGCUUCAGCUGAGGCGUGGGGGCCAGCCGCUUCUGCCGAGGUAUGGUUGGCAGUUGCUUCAGCUGAGGCGCGGGCUGCUUCUUGGUUGGCAGUUGCUUCAGCUGAGGUGCGGGCCGCUUCUUGGUUGGCAGUUGCUUCAGCUGAGGCAUGGGGGCCAGCCGCUUCUGCUGAGGCGCGGGGGCCAGCCGCUUCUGCUGAGGCAUGGUUCGCAGUUGCUUCAGCUGAGGCACGGGCCGCUUCCGCAGAGGCUCGGGGGCCGGCGGCCGCUUCUGCAGAGGUAUGGUUGGCAGUUGCUUCAGCUGAGGUGCGGGCGGCUUCUUGGUUGGCUGUUGCUCCAGCUGAGGCGCGGGGGCCAGCUACUUCUGCCGAGGUAUGGUUGUCAUUUGGACCCUGCGUCACACUUGCCAGGGUAUUGUAGCCAGUAGCUUUAGCAUUUGGAACAGACACCACACUUGCUUGGGAUCCAGUUGGUUCAGGUCCAGUGCAUGCAGUGCAUGCAUCAC